Topomyia yanbarensis is the source of this 5889-nucleotide messenger RNA. RefSeq names its product GTPase-activating protein skywalker (gene sky). NCBI's taxonomy places the organism in Eukaryota, Metazoa, Arthropoda, Insecta, Diptera, Culicidae. The coding region runs from base 1450 to 3255 and encodes 601 amino acids. The transcript has 13 exons. The record is from RefSeq and is a predicted model, not a curated record.
CCUCAUCGUCAUUUAAUGCCAAACUUUGCAUGAAUUCGGUCGUUCGCGUUGUGUACGAUAUCAAGGUAGUGAAUGUUGAAAAUUUCUUUCCUUUCACAAAACCGUGUUAUUCUGCUGCUCGAGGGGUGAAAAUAUUUGAAAUUGAAUAUUUUAAACGACUAGGACGAUUUGCAGAAAGAUAGUGGCUUUCAAUCAUUGCGGUGAUUGAAUAAGAAGUGAAAAGAAAAAAAACUUCCUGCUUUAUGGCAGCAGGCAAAAUGACCUGUCACGGAUUGUAAUUUUUUUUCCUGUCCCGUUUGUGAAACUCUCCGCUGGCCAAGAUCACGAAAAGGUCAAUUGUGGCGAGGUGUCUACCGAGAUUUAAUGUGCUGUAAGACAAACCUAUGCCCGCGAUAACCUCCUCGAUAAUUAUUAUUGAACUUUUAUUGGCAAUGUUCAUUAGUUUCGGUAAAGGUGAAGAAUUUGAAGUGUUGGUGAAAGAAGAGGGAUAAAAUUGCACUCGAAGUGUGUGGUUUGACAAAAAUCCACUACGAACAGCGGAAAGUGAACGGGUGGAGGAACUAUUUCCGAUAACGGAUCACCCGCGAUUGACAUCAGCAGUAGCAGCUGCAAGCAGGAAGCGAUUGCUUCGCCACCACACGUUAAGGUCCAGUAGUUCAUCAGCUCCAUUUGACCGAGAUAGAGGAGUCAUUCAUGAUCAGAUUUAGGUGUUGCAUCAUGCUCUUCGAGGAUCUCACAUAAGCACAUCGAUAGAAAUAAAAAUGCAUGCAUACCGAGUUCGCCCUGGGGUACUAGUGUCCCCAUAGACCGCCAAAGGGUACCGACCGACGAAUAUCACGAGCUGACAUCCGCGCGGCCGCAACGACUGUACAACGAGAUUUAAAAAGUGAGAUUUUCAACAGCCAAGCUCUUCACUAAUCUAGUCAUUUUUUCCGUGCUCAUUGGUGUGCUAGCUAUAAAAUUUUAUGCUCCAAUCCGUGCGUAUAGAUUUUUGUCGCUCCGUUGUGCGGUUGGUAUAUGGUAUGUGUGCGCAGUUCAACCCCUCAAUGAAUAGCUAAUAAACUGUCAAGUGUUUAUAUCUGGCGUGUGUAUUUGUACCUCGGUUGUGGAAGUGAAACAAUCUAACGAGCAUUUUUGGGGCAGCCUACCACCCACCGAUAGAGGCAAAAGUGCACCGGAACGCGCUUCGGUUCAGAGCGGCCAGGCGAGAAAAGAUAGUGUUCAACGAAUCAAAAUAAACGGUGGGGAGUACCAUCAACCAGCUAUCCUGCAGGAGUGCAAAGAAAGUGUUUGUCCAUAGUGUUCCGUAAGAAUCUUGUCAAUCAAAAGUGUUCCGCAGAUCCGUCAGUGUAUAGUUGUUAGUGGGCUGAAAUCGAUUAGUGUUAAUCUGUGCAACCGAAGAAUAGGAUUAUCCCGCGGGAAUCAAUUAGAUCACCCCCGGAAUUCAUCAUGCCGGUGAAUGCCAUCGGAACCGAGCAGCUAAGCGGCAUUGAGGAAGAAUCGGACAUCUACGAAGCAUUUGCACCCCAUGUGGACACCGCAAACAUCUCAGUAUUGACCGAUACUCCUCCAGGAAAAAAGCCAAAUCUAAAGACAUUUCAAGAAGUGCAAUCACUCAUUCAGCAGGGCAAGAAACGUGAAGCCAAACUAGUGCUAAGGGAAAACUCAUGGCCCACCAACUCAUCGAUCCGGUCGCAGCUAUGGCCAGCGCUCUGCAGCCAGCAUCACGUCGGCAAGAGCAUGCUGGAUGGGUUCUACUGGGACAUGGUGAAUCAGGUCUUCGGAACGACAGAACUGCCGGAGAAACCGAUCAUGCUACCACCCUUCGUCGACUCCACCCACUGCCUGCCCUAUCACCUAACGCGGAAGGGGCGGGCGGUGGCCGAUCGAGUAGUCAGCGUUCUCGGUUACGCCUGUCCGGAUAUCACCUACAGUCCCACGCUGUACCCGAUUACGGCGAUCCUCCUUCAUUUCAUGUCCGAGGAGGAAUGCUACCAUUGUAUGGCGAGUCUGGUGGCACCCAAGGAUAAAGUGUUUAUCACACAGACAAAACUACUGUACGAAGUCACCUGGAAGACUGUGAUGCAAAUUGCCAAAAAACAUGCGAAAUCCGCUGUGCUGUAUUUAACGAGAUUAUGCCCGGGCCAGAAGUCGGAGCGGGUUUUCAUGGACUGGUGUUGGUGGGUGCUGGGCGGGCUACCGUUUCCGCACCUGGUACGCGUGAUGGACUGCUUCUUCCACGAGGGCAUCAAGGUGUUCUAUCGUGUUUCGCUGGCGAUACUGAUUCUAUUCCACAAGCACGCGACCGCCACCAACUCCGAGUGGGACGCGGACACGAUCAAGAAUGACAUCGACAACGCCCUGCCCAAGUUCUGCAAGAACAUCCCGGUCUCGCCGACCAAGCUCCUGCGGACGGCUUUUAGUAUAAGAGCACUUAGUUCAACCUACAUAUCUAGGAUUUUUCUAAAGACUGAAAUGGUACUAAAGAGUAAAUCAGUUCUUAGUGGUUCGAAGCAGAUGGUAAGGUCACGUUCUAGCGAUAAUUUACCAACCAGUCAAUCACAAGUCAACGUACAAAUGAUGUCACACACACUAACCAUUAGAGAGAAGUUGAAGGAUGAUCGACUAUCGUGUCGGGCAAUGGGCGCUCAUUCUCCUGAUGUUAGAGUAUUGUCGAUGGGUGUUUUUCCGACUCAAGCAAUAAAGAGUAAAGUUUGUGAUCAGGAUGACCUAUUUACACUUUGGUCCUGGCUGCCAGUUAGAAUAACAAUGUAUCAGCCCGUACUGCUGUACACAACGGAGGAGCAUGGAUGUUCACUGACAACGUUUUACGUACGAGUCGAGCAGCACGAACCGACAUUGCUGAUGAUCAAAACCUGUAACAAUGAGGUGUUUGGUGCCUACUGCUCGUCACGAUGGUUCGAGCGUAACUUGAAGGACGACCGUGGCCAGCGGCAGGCGUAUUUCGGCACCGGCGAAACGUUUCUGUUCUCCCUUUAUCCUGAGCGCGCAAAGUAUCCCUGGGUCGGCAUCGAGGGUGACAAAGGACUCGGCCAUGGUUCCGAGCUGUUUAUGGCCGCCGAUUCCAAGAUGAUAACGAUCGGGGGCGGUGAGGGACAAGCAAUCUGGAUGGACGAGAACAUUCGCUUUGGCAAGACGGACCGCUGCCAAACGUUCAACAAUCCGCCGCUGUGCGCCAACGGAGAUUUCGAGAUACGAGUGCUCGAGGUGUACGGCUUUGUAGAGUGUGAAUAACGGUUGAGAUAUAGAUGAGAAGGAUUAUGCUAUACAUAGGAGACCCUAUAGUUAAGAUGUUUAUUUUGUUUCGUUUUUUGAAAUGAGAUGAGAAACUGAGUGAAGGUAACUUGAAAUAUCAACAACGCUUGAAUAAAAAAGAGCUGAUUUUUUCCCGAUACUAAGUUCACUAACGUUGUUUCGUGUUAGUCACCCUCAGUAGUAUGUAUGCAAUGAGUGCAUUUGUCAGGUGAGGAAGAACGUCAUAUUUGAUUGUGUUAGUAACCAAAGAAAAACACGGAAAGCAGCAUUUAUUACAUCGUAAAUGCACCAAAAAAAAAACGAACGAGAAAGCAAUAGCAUUUCCUCACCUUUAAAAUACACUUCAUUGGUAUGUAUGAUGGAACUAUUCAUCAGUGUAAAUAGCGCUUUCUUUGUUCGUUAACCUAAAUAGCUUCCAGAGGAAUGCAUUCGUGUUUGUGUGUACGUGAGAAUGUGAGAAUAUUUUGGAUGUUUCGAUGGACGAGCAGGUACUGUGCACUUUCGUGCAGAAGCGCACGUUUCUUUUCAAAAGUGCAAAACCAGGGCACGGUACCGCUUCGUUGUGAAGGGUGAACCCGAAAUUAUUGUAACACAUUUACAAAUUUAUUAAUCAAACUCGUGUAUUCAACGGAGAAAACACAAUUUUCAACGCAGCGUGAACAUGACUUCCUUCCCUAGUUGGUCUCAGCCGAGGUAGUUGAAUCUGUGGUACCAUCUAUCUUUAAAAGGGAAGUAAAGCCGGUGCUCCUGGUCCAUGUGUUGAUGGGCCAAUAUCUAGGGUCUAGAUGAUGAAGUCAUCUUUCUGGCGUCGGUGAUAGGUACUCAGUGCGGACAGAAGCCAACGGAAAAUACAUGCAUAGAAAAACUGUCCUUGAGAAAAAAACUGCUUCGGAAUAUUCUUAUAUCAUUCCAGCCAAUUCAUAGAAUAGUGAUCUGAAGCUAAAAUAUUUGUUUUCCAUUUUACCACUCAAUUCACAAUACCGAAAGUCUAUUUGGAGACUUUCGGUAUUGUGGAUUUCGAAAUUAUACCGUUUGUUUGUUACAACCAUUUACUCCGAAUUUGUAUUUUCUGGUGUAAAACUCCGGUCCUGCUAGUUGUAUCACCAAUUUACUCACUUCCAUCUUGGUGGCAACAUGACAUAAAUACGAAAUUCUCAGAAUGUAAAUCUUACUUACAUUUCAAAUAGAAACUGUGCAAAGGUUGGUUCAUUUCUGUGCAGUGGGAAAAGCAGUUAGAAUCAGUUGUAAGUGUGGCAAUUAUUUCGUGUUCACCCUUUGCUCAGCAAUCGGAAGCGUGAUGUGAGUGUGAGCCAAUCCUUGAACGGCGGUGAUACAACGAAUAAUUUAUCAAGCCAUUAAUCGAUGUUUUCAGCUUUCGACUUGCAAUGAAUGCCAUAUUUUAUAUAACUUGUAGGGUACUGUUUGUUGUUUUCCGCAUCUGCUGUCGAUGGCUUCUAUCAAUUGUUAUAGCUCUUUUUGUAAUGAACAGUUUGACACUUUUAUCCCGAUUAUUUGUAAUCUUUUGUCUAAUUUGAAAACUGUAACAUUCCAAUGCAUACCGAUCAAUCGAGGGCACGGAUAGAGGUAAUUAUCUUCUGUUUUUUAUGAGGGUAUACUCAGAUAUCGAUUUGAUCAGGAUUCUUCGGAGUAGCACAGUUUGCGAUGAGCGGAAACAACGAAACUCAAUAGAGCUACAAGUAAAUGAUGUCUAGUUAUGUAUUUGUGGCAAAUUCAGAAAAUUUGGGGUGAAAUUUCAAAUUUCUUGUAUGAGUGGAAACAACUGCUACAAUUAUAACUCGAUAAAUUUAUGAACUGUUAAAUGUUUAAUCAUUUUCCAACAAUCAAUCAAGCUUUAAUAUUGUUUGAACCCUACAAGCUUCGAUUGCAAUAUGUUAUUCCAUCUCAUAAUCAGAUUAUUCACUGCUGAGCAAAAUAUCUCCUGACAAACUCAAUCAAAAGUGUAUGUGUAUUCGCAAAUCAAAUCGAACAAACUGUUAUAUUUAGUAGCUAUUAGCAUACUCAUCGUAUUAGCCAUUUUAAGCCAAGCAAAACAAUAGGAAGCCACAGGAAAAAAAGACCAGAUAAACCGGCACACUCCUUGCAACGGCACCAGGUUUUGCCUCGAAGGAAAUGGAACUGGUCUGGUGGAGUGUGCCGAAAUUAGAGCAAUUUUUCUCUUUGGAAAUUCAAACGCAUAAAAAGGGAAUCAAAACUAGAUUUCAUCGAGCCGUAAGGAGCAAUACAGUUGAGCUCCGCAGAUACCCAUAGAUUAUAGGGACUUUUCGUGUUGGUCUCAGUCGUUUUGAAUUUAAAUGUGUUGCGACCGUUGUUUAGCCAUACAUAAAUCCAUAGUGGUACCGACAGGAAAUCUAUUUAGGAGAAGAUCGGUUUUCAACAGUUUCAACUAGUUGUUCUUGCAGCGUUAUUAUUAUCCAGCAUGUACUGUUUCUGACACACUACUGGUCAAUGUCGUCAAACGAACUGUUAAGAAAUUACUCCGCAUAUCGAAUCAUUAAGAAAGAGACAGAAAAAAAACAGUAGACCAGGAACAAUAAGUAAGCCAGCAAAUUAAGAAAAUUCAUUGUGUGUAUGUGUGUGUUCCAAAACGAUAAA